Molecule: messenger RNA, 3870 nt
Organism: Populus nigra (black poplar)
Lineage: Eukaryota; Viridiplantae; Streptophyta; Magnoliopsida; Malpighiales; Salicaceae
Product: disease resistance protein RPV1-like
Exons: 5
Coding region: 209-3730 (1173 amino acids)
Biological process (GO): signal transduction; defense response
Molecular function (GO): ADP binding
Source: RefSeq, a predicted model, not a curated record
GAAAUCAACAAUGUGCAAUCUUGUAAUGUUCUAAGAAAAUUAUUGGAUUUGAUGCCUAUAAAUUAUACAUACGCCUAAGGCAGGGUCUUAAACACGUAAAGCCUAAGCUACUGAUUCAAAAUCAGCCUCAUCUUUUUUCCUUGAGUUACUUCCGGUCUCUCCCUCCAGACCUACCUUGCCACCAGAGUCUUACUCUUGUUUCUUAGAAAUGUUUGCUUAUAUAUCUCCAUCGCCAUCUACUCCUUCCACCUUAACCACCGGCCAUCCACAAGGAAUUAAACAUGAUGUCUUCCUUAGUUUCAGCGAACAAGACACUCUUGCUGGUUUUACCAGCCACCUCUAUGCUGCUUUGGACCGGAAACAAAUCCUAACUUUCAUAGAUUAUCAGCUUGUGAGAGGAGAUGAGAUUUCGGCAUCACUUCUGAGAACAAUUGAAGAGGCCAAGCUUUCUGUGAUUGUUUUUUCUGAAAACUAUGCAUCUUCCAAAUGGUGCUUGGAGGAGCUUGUAAAGAUUUUUGAGUGUAGAAAAAAAAAUGGACAGAUAGUUAUUGCGGUAUUCUACAAGGUGGAUCCAACCCAUGUAAGAAAUCAAACAGGAAGCUUUGGGGAUGCAUUUGCUAGACUUAUAAGGAAUAAAGCUCUGACGUUGGAAGAAGUGCAGAGCUUCAGAGACGCUUUGACGGAUGCAGCCAAUCUAUCUGGAUGGAGCUUAGGGAAUUCUGGGCUGGAGUCUGAAUUUAUUAAGAAUAUCGUUGGAGAUGUUUUGAAAAAAUUGCAUGCCAUGUCUUCAAGUCACACUACGACGGGUCUAUUUGGAAUUGAUGUUCGUGUUAGCAAAGUUGAGUCUUUGUUAAAUAUGGAAUCUCCAGAUGUUCUCAUUGUAGGCAUAUGGGGAAUGGGUGGUAUCGGUAAAACAACGAUUGCUGAAGCUGUUUGCAGCAAGGUUCGUUCUCGAUUUCAAGGAAUAUUUUUUGAAAGCUUUAGGCAACAAUCUGAUUUGCGAAGAAAAUUUCUUAAACGGCUGCUUGGCCAAGAAACUCUGGACACUAUGGGCUCCUUGAGUUUUCGACAUUCUUUGGUGAGGGAUAGACUUCGUCGAAUAAAGGUGUUUAUUGUUCUGGAUGAUGUGGAUGAUUUAAUUCGUUUUGAAGAAUGGAAAUAUUUGCUUGAUCGACAAAACAGUUCAUUUGGUCCGGGCAGUAAAGUUCUCAUAACAAGUAGGGACAAGCAGGUGCUUAGCAAUGUAGUUGAUGAGACAUAUGAGGUUGAGGGGUUAAAUGAUGAAGAAGCUAUUCAACUCUUUAGCUCGAAAGCAUUGAAGAAUUGCAUCCCCACAAUUGAUCAAAGACGCUUGAUAAAAAAGAUUGUAAGGCAUGUACAAGGCAAUCCGUUGGCUCUUAUAGUUUUGGGUUCCUCUCUCUAUGGUAAAACCAUCGAAGAAUGGCGCAGUGCAUUGAAUAAACUAGCUCAGCACCCUCAAAUUGAAAUGGCGUUGAGAAUUAGUUACGAUGGGUUGGAUUCAGAACAAAAAUCCAUAUUUCUUGACAUAGCACAUUUCUUCAUAGGAUGGGACCAAUACGAAGUAAAAAGAAUAUUAGAUUGCUUAUAUGGUCGAUCUGUGAAUUUCGAUAUAAGCACGCUCAUUGAUAAGUGUCUCAUAACUACUUCUGCUCAUAACGAUCUAAAAAUGCAUGAUUUACUACGAGACAUGGCAUUUAACAUUGUUCGUGCAGAAUCUGAUUUUCCUGGCGAACGUAGCAGGUUAUGUCAUCCUCCUGAUGUCGUUCAAGUAUUGGAGGAAAAUAAGGGAACUCAACAAAUUAAAGGCAUGUAUUUGAAGUGGUUACCGAGACACAUACACUUGAAAUCUGAUGCCUUCGCAAUGAUGGAUGGUCUUAGAUUUCUGUGUCUCUCUCACACCGCAGCUACAAUGCACCUUCCUCCUACUGGCUUCGAAUAUCUUCCUAAUAAACUGAGCUAUUUGCAAUGGAAUGGAUUCCCUUGGAAAUCCUUGCCGCCAUCUUUUCGUGCUGAACACCUUGUCGAGCUUCACCUACGCAAAAGCAAGCUUGAAAAACUUUGGACCGGAGUAAAGGAUGUUGGAAAUUUAAGAAUAAUUGACCUAUCUGACUCUCCAUAUUUGACGGAAUUGCCAGAUCUAUCAAUGGCCAAAAAUUUAGUGUCCUUAACACUUAUGGACUGUCCAAGUUUAACCGAGGUUCCGUCAUCUCUUCAAUAUCUUGACAAGCUGGAAUCUAUUAAUCUCCUUCUUUGCCAUAAUCUUAGAAGUUUUCCGAUGCUUGAUUCAAAGGUUCUCAGGUCCCUUUCUAUAAGUCGGUGCCUAAAUGUGACCACGUGUCCAACGAUUUCACAAAAUAUGGGAUACUUACGGUUGGAACAAACUUCAAUCAAAGAAGUUCCACAAUCAGUUACUGGCCGGUUGAAAUAUCUUCAUCUAGAUGGUUGCUCAAAGAUGACCAAGUUUCCGGAGAAUUUAGAGGAUAUAGAAAUAUUAGAACUAAGGGGAACUGCUAUUAAAGAGGUGCCCUCAUCAAUCCAGUUUCUCACAAGACUCCGCAUAUUGAAUAUGAGUGGUUGCUCAAAACUUGAGAGCUUCCCAGAAAUCACAGUGCCUAUGGAAUCUUUGGACUUUCUUUGCUUGAGUAAAACAGGCAUUAAAGAGAUACCCUCGUCAUCAUUUAAGCAUAUGAUAUCCUUGAGGACUCUAUGUUUAGAUGGAACGCCUAUCAAAGAGCUACCCUUGUCAAUCAAAGAUAUGGUAUGUUUGGAAUAUAUUAAAGAGGUGCCCUCAUCAAUCCAGUUUCUCACAAGACUCCGUUAUUUGAAUAUGAGUGGUUGCUCAAAACUUGAGAGCUUCCCAGAAAUCACAGUGCCUAUGGAAUCUUUGCAGAGUCUUGACUUGAGUAAAACAGGCAUUAAAGAGAUACCCUCGUCAUCAUUUAGGCAUAUGACAUCUUUGAGGUGUCUAUUUUUAGAUGGAACGCCUAUCAAAGAGCUACCCUUGUCAAUCAAAGAUAUGGUAUCUUUGCGACAUCUGACUUUCCAUGGAACGGCUAUUAAAGCGUUACCUGAGCUUCCCUCUUCGCUGAGAUUACAUUUUAGAAGGAAUUUUACAAAUUGCUUCCAAUUGGAUCAGAAACAACUGAUAGAGGCAAUGCAUUUGGAAAUUCAGUCCGGAGAGGAGAUCCCACAUGGCAGAAUUCAAAUGGUUCUACCAGGGAGUGAAAUUCCGGAAUGGUUCGGAGACAAAGGAAUUGGAUCUUCACUCACCAUACAGUUGCCCUCAAACUGUCAUCAGCUCAAGGGAAUUGCUUUCUGCCUUGUCUUUCUACUCCCUCCUCCCUCCCAGGACAUGCCUUAUGAAGUCGAUGAUCCUAAUGUUCAUUUAAAUCUUGAUUACCAUGUUAAGAGUAAAAACAGUGAGCAUGAUGGUGAUGAUGAAGUCGUCUUAGAUUCCCAGAAAAGCCUUCUAUUACGUUGGUUGACUCCAUGUGACUCAGAUCACAUGAUUCUACACUACCAGCUCGAAUUGGUAAAUCAUUUACGUAAAUAUUCCGGCAAUGAAGUUACUUUUAAAUUCUACUGGGGAAGGAUGGAAGAUCAUGAGAGCCGAAGGCCUUUCGAGUUGAAAAGCUGUGGGGUGUAUCUGCACUUUGAUGAAAAUCUACGGGCGGACAAAAAGUUCAAAAGAAAAUUUUUGGAGAUAUAAAAGAAAUUGAACGGGAGAGAUAAAAGUUCAGAAGAAAAUAAAUUGAGGGAGAAAUAAAAGAGACUGAAAGGGAGAGAGAGUUCUGUAAUUACUGCAAAUUGAUCUUUCAAUUAUUACUUGGUUUUCAAGAUAGCUGUAAA